Exophiala mesophila is the source of this 1491-nucleotide messenger RNA. RefSeq lists its product as uncharacterized. Lineage: Eukaryota; Fungi; Ascomycota; Eurotiomycetes; Chaetothyriales; Herpotrichiellaceae. The record is from RefSeq and is a predicted model, not a curated record. The coding region runs from base 1 to 1491 and encodes 496 amino acids. Gene Ontology annotation, molecular function: succinate-semialdehyde dehydrogenase (NAD+) activity. The transcript has 7 exons.
AUGGCUCCUCCAACACCUUUUACACUCAAAGAUCCCGAACUCUUCAAAGAUCAAUCCUAUGUUGGGGGGAAAUGGGUAGAAGCCGCGUCUGGCGCUCGCUUUGAUAUCGUUGACCCUGGCUCAGGCAAAGUAUGGGCCAGCGCACCCGACAACAGCGAAGCCGACGUCGACAUGGCUGUGCGAGCUGCCAAUACAGCGUUCGAGAGCUACCGCAAAGAAAGCUCACGACAACGAGCGCGCUGGCUCCUGAAUUGGGACGCCCUGAUUCGAGAAAACAAGGAUGACAUCGCAACUAUUCUGACCUACGAGACAGGCAAACCUAUUGCCGAAGCUCACGGGGAAAUAGAUUACGCCUUGAGUUUCACCUGGUGGUUUGCUGGCGAGGCUGAACGAAUCUUCGGUACCGUCCAUCAGGCAUCGCAGAACGGCCGCCGUGUUUUCACCAUCAAACAACCCAUUGGCGUUGCCGUGGCCUUGGUUCCCUGGAACUUCCCCAUCGCCAUGAUCUUGCGCAAGGCUAGUGCUGCCCUCGCCGCUGGAUGUACAAUGGUCAUCAAACCGUCUCCGGAGACUCCCCUCUCCGUCUUGACUUUAGCCCAUCUGGCAACAAAGGCAGGCUUUCCUCCAGGAUGUUUGUCUGUCUUGACCACCAGCUUGGCCAAUACUCCCUCAUUGAGCGAGAAGCUUUGUCGUCAUCCCUUAGUGCACAAAAUCACUUUCACUGGCUCUACUCGAGUUGGGAAAUUGAUCGCUCGAAUCUGCGCCGACGGACUCAAAAAGGUGACCUUGGAGCUGGGAGGCAAUUGCCCAUACAUCAUCUUCGACGAUGCGAACCUGGAUCAAGCUCUCGAAGGGCUCCUCCUCCUGAAAUGGCGACAUGCAGGUCAAGCAUGUGUCUCGGCAAACCGAGUCUACGUGCAAUCAGGGGUAUACGAGAAAUUUGCAGAGAUGGUUCGAGAACGUACAAGCAAGAUCGUGGUCGGCCACGGUGCAGAAAAGGACACCACUAUGGGACCAGUCACCACACCUCAAAGCCUUGAGAAAGUCGCUGCCCAGGUUGAAGAUGCUGUCAGUCGAGGCGCCCGCGUCCUGCACGGUGGUCAACGCGUCGAUCGUCCUGGCUACUUCUUCCAGCCCACCAUCAUCGCCGAUGCCACAGACAAGAUGCGACUGAGUCAGGAAGAGACCUUUGGCCCAAUCUUGGCCAUGUACAAGUUUGAGACUGAGGCAGAAGUGGUCCGUAUGGCCAAUGAUACUAGCAUGGGGUUGGCCUCGUAUUUCUUCACAAAGAACGUCGACCGCACAUGGCGAUUGCUCGAGAAUCUCGAAGCUGGCAUGAUUGGAAUGAAUACUGGAAACCAAUCUGCGGGCGAAAGUCCUUUUGGUGGCAUCAAGGAAUCAGGCUACGGCAAGGAGUCUGGCAAGGAUGUGGCAGUGGCUGAAUAUGUCAUUACGAAGACUGGCACCCUGACUGUGGAUGAACACUUUUAG